UGUCUUUCUCAGACAAUUCAGUCUCAGUCUUCACGGCAACUCAGACCCCAGCUCCAGCAUCUGCAUUCUGAAGUAAGAAUGGCUGAUAUGGACAGAAUGCUUCAUUCUGGAGGGAAACAAUGUUCCAGGUUGAGCUGAGUCGCCAAACACAGACCCUCUCUGUGGUUCUAGAAGAAAUCUUGACAAGUCCUAUCAUGUGGUUUUUCUACGCCUUGAUUCCAUGUUUACUCAUAGCCCGUCUAAAUGCCUCAAUCCCAGAUGGAGUGGCUGUCCUGCCUGCCCCUCAGAACCUCUCUGUACAAUCAACCAACAUGAAGCAUCUCUUGACAUGGAGCCCAGUGAUGGUGCCUGGAGAAAUAAUAUACUAUUUUGUUGAGUACCAGGGGGAGUAUGAAAGCCUGUACAUGAGCCACAUCUGGAUUCCCAGCAGCUGGUGCUCACCCACUGAAGGUCCUGCAUGUGACAUCACUGAUGACAUCACUGCCACCGUGCCAUACAACCUCCGUGUCAGGGCCACCUUAGGCUCACAGACCUCAGCCUGGAGCACUCUGCAGCAUCCCUUUAAUCGAAACUCAACCAUCCUCACCCCACCCGUGAUGGAGGUCACCAAGGAUGGCUUCCACCUGGUUAUUAAGCUGGAAGACCUGGGACCCCAAUUUGAGUUCCUUGUGGCUUACUGGAGGAGGGAGCCUGAUGCCAAGGAACAUGUCAAAGUGGUGAGGAGCAGGGGCAUUCCGGUGCACCUGGAAACCAUGGAACCAGGUGCUGCAUAUUGUGUGAAAGUCCGGACGUUUGUGAAGGCCAUUGGGAGGCACAGCCCUUUCAGCCAGGCAGAGUGUGUCAAGGUGCAAGUUACCGCCCAGAUCCCUUCUGUGCUGUUCUCUUCCGGCACCUCCCCCUCAUCCUGCCGGGGUCCUGGCACUCUGCCCUCCUCCUGGCAGCUGCGCCAAGGAGAGACCCUCCCUCUGGCACUGGCCCUGUUUGCAUUUUUUGGCUUCACGCUGAUGCUUGUGGUUAUGCCCCUUUCCGUCUGGAAAAUGGGCCGGCUACUCCGGUACUCCUGUUGCCCCGUGGUGGUCCUCCCUGACACCUUGAAAAUAACCAAUUCACCCCAGAAGUUAAUCAGCUGCAGAAAGGAAGAGGUGGAAGCCUGUGCCACAGCUGUGCUGUCUUCUGAGGAGCCUUUCAGGUCCUGGAUCUAGCAGGCUGGGAGAGGGCCCAAUUGAAACUGAGAAUCCAGUUGGCACGGCACAGAAGCUGUGAGGGGAAAGACCCAGUAUCUGUUUUCCUCCAUGGACAAAGGACAAGAAAACAAGAAGAGCCUGCUGUGUCCAUGUCUAGAAGCAACUGUCAGAGGCAGAGUGGUUUGGUGGACAGAGUGCUGAGUUGGGGGGGGUCAGGAGAUGUGACCUCUAGAACUAGGUUGCUCUGCCAUUCACCGACUGAAUGACCCUGGAGAAAGUGGCUUGGUUUCUUUGGUCUUCAGUUUUCUCAUCUAUGAAAUAGGAGAAUUAAACCAUACAACUGUUAAACCACACACACACACACACACACACACACACACACACACACAGCUUUUGCAGAGCUUUGGGAAACUGGCAGCACUGUAUAUUGUUAUUAGUUCAACUUCUCUGCAGAGCAGUAUAUAAAUUGUAACAAGAAUGAUAAAAACUCUUUCCACCAGUUGGCUUGGAGACCCCACUUCCCUAGAGUAAACCUUGAUGAGGAAAGGAAGGAUGGGUAUGAAGUGUUGACUUCACUUUGACCCAAAAUGCCUGUGCGGAGGCAAAUGGCUCAGCCAGCUCUACAAUACAUGACCUAGAAGGAGGCCACAGGCUCAUGGAAGAUGGGACAUGCUGUGCAUACAUAAGAUAUUGUAAAGGGGAAAUAAUGUGUGCACACUCAAGGCAGCAGGUAACAUGUAUGUGUAUGAGGAGAGGAGAAUGCAGAAGGAUGUCAAUAAUAAACGUGGUAUUUGCUGUGUUCCUUUUACCUCAGCAUUGUUAAAGUAUAGAAUGAAAAAUAAAAAGGGGUCACCUUCGGUAAGCUUUUUGGUUUCUUCCAAAAAAGUGGUUUUUAGUUACAUCAUCAACCAUAUGUCCAAUGAGGCUCCUGAAGGCCACCAUUGGUCAGGAGUUAUUGGGUGACCCCAGGUAGGGGAUGGGGAAGGGAAAGAGUGGCAGGCAGAUUCCUGAGAACCCUGACCAAUGCAGUAGUCAAAGCCUCACCUGGUCAGAGUGCCCCUGGAUCUUCCUAGAGGCCUUUGGGUACCUCUCCUCUUUAAGACAGCUCACUCAGGGUGUCCUCAGUCCCUUCUAGCAUGUUCAUCCAGGAUCCACCUCUGGAAGCCUCUUCCCACCCCUCUCCCUACCAGGUGAGGAAGAGUCAGGGUUGGAGAGAGAAAUUUCUUGAGAAGUGAAGGGAUUGAUGGGCAAGGCCUUUGCCUCCAUUUUUUAGACCCCAGCCUUGGAGACUCUGAGUUGGUUUGUCUCCACCAACUUCCUGGACCCCUUCCAGCCAGCCCAGAGCUGGGGACAAUCUAACUUCUUCAACCAUGUGUUUCUCCUACAAGAUUUGGGUCUUCACCCCCCUCCCUACCCAGUGGGGCCUCAAGGAGCCAGAUGGUGUGGACUCUCUAGGAGGAUGAUAUUGCUGAAAAUCUUUUCCUUUGUACCAUUUUGUAUGCUUCUGUGUUGUUCGACUCUUUUAUGAAGAGUAUAUGUUAAUUUUAUAUUUAGCCUGAACUGGAAACAUUUUCAGUUUGCAAAAAUAAAGGCCAUGCUACUAUACUGGU
Nyctereutes procyonoides (raccoon dog) is the source of this 2794-nucleotide messenger RNA. RefSeq names its product interleukin 20 receptor subunit beta (gene IL20RB). The record is from RefSeq and is a predicted model, not a curated record. The transcript has 8 exons. Bases 120 to 1202 code for a protein of 360 amino acids. Gene Ontology annotation, molecular function: interleukin-20 binding. Lineage: Eukaryota; Metazoa; Chordata; Mammalia; Carnivora; Canidae.